UCCCAAACCAGAUGAGCCCAUGACACGUCAGCGGAAUCGUAGCGAGAGUCUUCUAUUUUUCUGCUCGUUUCCGGCGAAUCAAGAGACCGUGACCUGUGUGACUGACGAUAAAGCGUCGUAUUCUUCAAUAUUUUAUUGCGAAAGUAUUCUUCCCAUAACUUGUACAAACUAAUUUCUGUCUAGAUCACAUAUUUAAGAAAAAAUCUAGCCUGUUAUAAAGGCGUUAAAAGGAGGAUCGACACUUAAAUAUGACCGGCCCAAUAGUUUCGGUCGAUGUUAUCCUCUGACCUCGCUAUCAUCGACCAAAAGCAGAUUCAGGUCAAAGAUCAUUUGCAUAACUUUGCACUGUAAAAUCUUUCGAUUGGAACAAACAUACAGUUCUUUUCUGUUUGUAAUAAAUUAUCUUUAAGUUUUAUUUGACCAUGAUCUCUUGGUUUUUGUUCAACAUCUUAUUUGCUACUAAUAAAUAUAUUUGCCAAGGGGUGGUCCAGUUAAUAUUUAACACUCAUGCAUUUAUGUUUUGCGGCUCGCGGGUAAAUAUUGGCGGGAAAUCUAAAUGUUUGGUAGAAGAACAAACAUGGCUGAUAACAGUACACCUUGGGCUUCAAGAUGGACCGUACAGUUUGACCCUUAUUCCGGGUAUGUUAACGAUGAAAGCAGCGCUUACGAACUCAUAAAACAGUACGAGAUAGCUACGACGACACGCUUCACUGUAUUUAAACAAACAGGAGGAUUUUCAAAUUGCAGUAGGCUGGGUAAGUAAGCUCACAUGUAAAGAUUUACAAAAUAAACCAUACUGACAGUCAAGUAAAGUGAAGUAUAACUUUAUUUAGACACUAUAGGUAUUUAAAGCCAGGGGCGUGUGAAAUCGUGUUACUAACAUGAAAUAUAGAUAAAUCAAAAUAAAAAAAGGGAUUUAACUUUUUUCCAAUAAUUAUUGAUAUCUUAAGAAUACAUGUACUCAUCAUUAUUCUUCGGUUUACACUGGUCAGUUAGACUUUCAAAAUUAACAUGUAAUUAAAAUUAAACUUAGCUUCAAGUGUCAAUUUACUGUGAGCCUGCAGCAAGAGUUGGCAAGAAAUGCUUAAUUAAUUAAGAUCAAGCUUAAAGUGUCAAAACCCUACUCAGUGCUAUUGACACACAGCUGCCAGCAUCCCCAUCCAUUACACCAGUCCUUGGGCUACAUCUGGGUGGGGCAGGCUUGAUUUUGAGGCCCUCCAUUUUAAGCACCCAUGUGUACAUAUGUACGUAUGUGUUUGUGUAAAAGUAUCGUAUUGCUAACUUAGCUUGGUUCCUCUUCUCACAUAAAAGAAAAUACAGAUAAAAAUGCUAAGAACCACCGUAUACAAUGGGCUGACUCACAGGAGAUGACAGGAUGCAGACUAAGUUUUGAUGGCAUCCCAUUCCAAAUUGUGGGGGUCAAAGUUUUACAAUGCCAAAAUGGGCCAGACAGAAAUAAGGCACUCAAAAGGAAGUAGGCUCAAA
Pocillopora meandrina is the source of this 1485-nucleotide messenger RNA. The record is from the annotation of a GenBank genome assembly. NCBI's taxonomy places the organism in Eukaryota, Metazoa, Cnidaria, Anthozoa, Scleractinia, Pocilloporidae.